UCUCCUCUUCAUUACUCAAUCAAAAACCGGAGAGUUAUAACAAGCACAAGUUUUUCUUUUUGUAUUAUUUUUUGGGGUUUAGAUAGAGAUAAAAAGAACGAGAGAGAGAGAGAGAGAGAGAGAGAGAAACAGAGCUGGUUUUGUCAUAAAUGAGGUGAGAGUGUAGCAGAGAGCGGGUGCAGUUCUCAUGGCGGCGUUGCAGGGGCUCUAAUUCCGUGCCAUUAUUGCUUGGAAUUGAAGGGAGAGAGAAGGGAAGGGGGGUAAGUCAAGGGGAAACCAUACUUGUUUGUUUGUUUUACCCUAAAAGAAAAAAUCUUGAAAAACAUUUUUAACCUCAAAAGCUGCAAAAAAGAGAAUCCUUCCCAAAGAUCACAAAAAAGAAAAGAAGAAAAACAGCUCUUCUACUAAAUUCUGCUAGUAAAUUCGGGAGAGGGGAAGGGGGGGGGGGGAGAGGGGUGGUGUGGUGUGGGGGUCAGGUCAGACAUAGCAGAAACAACAAAGAUCGGGUCAAAACAAAGCCCCCCAACAAACACUCACAGACUAACAGUGGUAUUUAAAAACCCACCAGAAAAAGCUUCCACAGUUGAAACCCAUAAAGACCCCAGGGAAAAUCCAACCAGCUCAUCACACUAGUGAUCUGGGGGGGCGGUACUAAAUAGGGUGUUUCUGCUAUGGAUUUUUGGUCCAAAUUGAGGUUGGUUUCAGCUUUUGGGUGUAACAAAUGGCUGGCUUCUUCUAUCUAGGUGGCCGAGAAGGAGCAGCUGCAAGCAAGCAAGAAGGAGAAGAUAAAGAAGAGAACCUGUAUUUGUACAGAAACGAGGAGAUCUACAACAAAGGGUUUGAGCUAUGGCCACAGUAUUAUUACCAACAGCAAAACGUGAACAACUACUCGUUUGGAGCGGGUCCUAGUCGAAGAACGAGCGGCUUUAACCUCUCUGAUGAGUCGUCUUCGAGAUCAGCAGGUUUUACGGUUAUGAGACAAGGAGGCAUGAACUGCCAAGAUUGCGGAAACCAAGCUAAGAAAGAUUGUACCCAUUUGAGAUGCAGGACUUGUUGCAAGAGCCGAGGGUUUCAGUGCCAAACUCACGUUAAGAGUACUUGGGUUCCUGCUUCUAAAAGGCGAGAGAGGCAACAACAACUCGCAGCUUUGCAACAACAACAGCAGCAGCAGCAAAACCAACAACAAGAGCAACAACAGUUUCGAGGAGAGAAUCCGAAAAGGCAGAGAGAGAAUCAAGGUGCUCCCUCCCUUGCCUGCACUCGUUUAUCCCCCACCACGUCAGGGUUGGAACUGGGUCAAUACCCUCCCGAAGUGAAUUCUCCAGCAGUCUUCCGCUGCGUAAAAGUAAGCGCCAUGGACGAUGCAGAUGAGGAGUUCGCCUAUCAAACGGCUGUGAAUAUAGCAGGACAUGUAUUCAAGGGAAUUCUCUACGAUCAAGGCCCUGAAAGUCGUUACACCAGCGGCGGUGAAAGCUCUCAGCCACUCGAUCUUAUCACAGCAGCAACCACUGCAGCUGCUACAACGACAACCGCUACGACUUCGAGCAAUCCAGGCACAAGCAUGCUCGACCCUUCUCUCUAUCCAGCUCCACUUAACGCUUUCAUUGCUGGUACGCAAUUCUUCCCACCUCCAAGGUCUUGAUUUACAGGCCUGUCUCCAAAUGUUCCAACUAUCUCUCUAUGGGAGGGGAUCUUUUCCUUUUUAACAAACUUUCAUUUGUCAUAAACGAACUCUUGAUUGUUGCUCUCCCUAGCUCAUUGUUAUUUUGUUGUGGUCCUUUUUACUAUUAUGUUCAAAUUGUUAACACCCACCGAAGUAGAAAGCGUAGAAUUUGAAUGAGAAUAGAAACUGAGGAUGCAUAUGAUAUUGGGGGAUGUUUGUUUUUUUU
Molecule: messenger RNA, 1889 nt
Organism: Theobroma cacao (cacao)
Lineage: Eukaryota; Viridiplantae; Streptophyta; Magnoliopsida; Malvales; Malvaceae
Product: protein SHI RELATED SEQUENCE 5
Biological process (GO): positive regulation of DNA-templated transcription
Cellular component (GO): nucleus
Molecular function (GO): DNA binding; DNA-binding transcription factor activity
Source: RefSeq, a predicted model, not a curated record